CCUUAGCAGGAAGAAGAAGAAGAGAAUAAAAUAAACAUCAACGUAAAGGAUGAAAGCUGUUCGCUAAAUUGGAAAUCUAUUUAAAUGCGUAGUACAUUAUGGAUUUAUUUUGUAUGCACACUGAAAACUACAGGAGGGAUCAAGGCCCAGUAUGUACAUGUUGUGAGUGAUUGGUAGAUCAAGAUGCCACUGCUCCUACAAACAGGUCAUGGAGAAAGCGAUGAACCCAACAGGCUGCAGAGGGAAAAGCCCCCAACGAAAUUAUAUAAGAACUUUACCGAACAGCAAAGAGCAAACUGUACAGAUCUCCGACAAAGAGCGCAGAGAUGUGGGUUUCGUGUUGGUGCACGUGGGGGCCGGGUAUCAUUCCGAAUCCAAAGCCAAGGAGUAUAAACAUGUGUGCAAAAGAGCCUGUCAGAAAGCCAUGGAGAGGUUGAGAGACGGUGCUAUGGCAGUAGAGGCAGUGACUGCAGCUCUUAUAGAGCUAGAGGAUUCACCAUUCACCAAUGCUGGUACUGGCUCCAAUCUAAACCUGGUUGGGGAUAUUGAAUGCGAUGCCAGCAUCAUGGAGGGAAAAUCGUUAGAUUAUGGAGCAGUCGGUGCUUUAAGCGGAAUCAAGAAUCCAGUAUUGGUGGCUAGAGCACUUCUGAAUGAAGCACAAAAAGGGAAGCUUUCAGCUGGAAGGAUUCCUCCUUGUUUUUUAGCCGGAAUGGGAGCACAGCAGUGGGCAGUCAGUCAUGGUGUACCUCCAUGUCCUUCAGAGAAGAUGGCCACCAAAUUUAGUUUGUCAGCCUUCAAAAGGAAUAAACGAAAGAUGGAGAUGGCAGAGAAGAUGGAACCAGAACAUAACUCUUUUAAGAGACGGCGACAGUCAAGUGGAACUCAGGUGAAUGAAAUGGUGGAUUUAGAGGAACCUGCCUCCUUGGACACAGUUGGAGCUGUUGUUGUGGAUCAACAAGGGAACGUUGCAGCUGCUGUCUCUAGUGGAGGUUUAGCUAUGAAACACCCAGGCCGAGUAGGCCAGGCUGCUCAGUACGGGUGUGGAUGUUGGGCUGAAAACGCCCGUGAUGCUAGACCUUAUUCUACAGCCGUGAGUACCUCAGGAUGUGGGGAGCAUCUGAUGCGCACCAUGUUAGCUAGAGAGUGCUCCACAGCUAUGCAGGCUGACAACGCUCAUCAGGCUCUCCUGGAUGCUAUGCAAAACAAGUUUAUCGGCUCACCAUUUCUGGCCAGUGAGGAUGGUGUUCUGGGUGGCAUCAUUGUUCUGAGAUGCUGUAGAUGUGGAGAGGACCACAGCUCUGGCAACUUGCAGGCCUUACUGGUUGAGUUUCUGUGGACUCAUACUACGGAGAGUAUGUGUGUGGGUUACAUGUCUGCAAACGACAGGAAAGCUAGGGCUCAUAUAUCUAGACUGCCUCCUGGGGCUGUGGCAGGACAGUCACUUGCGAUUGAAGGUGGAGUGUGUCGACUUGGGGGUGUUGAGUGACUCAACAGAGUAAAUUGCUUGUUUGGGAUUUUUUUUUUUCUUGUGAUUUUUUUUUUUAAAUAGCAAUAUGCCUAUGCUAAAGUCUAUGCUAAUGACAAGUUUGGAGAUUAUUCAAGUAAGCAACGAAAGGAAUACAUUUAUAAAUCAAGGUAGCUUGAUCUUACUCUUACUUUAGUAUCCUUUAAAUAACGAGAUAUACUGGCAGAUAUAAUAGUCAGAUCAUUGUGUGUGUGUAUGUGUGUGUGUGUGUGUGUGUGUGUGUGUGUGUGUGUGUGUGUGUGUGUGUGUGAGACACUGAAUCAGACAGAACAUUAAAACCAGUGAGUGGAUAUAUUAGACAGAAUGUAAAAAGUUGGUUCUCUAUGUUGGUGUGUUGGAAGCAGGAAAAUGGGAAGAGUAAGAAGAGUAAAAAGGCCAAAUUGUCAUGGCUAGAUUAUUGGGUCAUCUCCAAAACAGCAAGUCUUGUGUGGUAUUCCUGGUAUGCAGCGCGUAGUACCUACCAAAAGUGUCCAAAGACAGACAACCGAUGAUCCAUCUGCAGGGUUAUGAGCCCUCAAGGCUUUCUGAAGUGUAUGAAGAGCAAAGGGUAUCCCAGCUUGUCCAAUCCUUUAGAAGAACAACUAUAGCAGAUAUUGCUGAAAGAGAAUAAUUCUGGCUAUGAUAAAAGGUGACAGAAGGCACCGUGCAGUCAGGGCGCCCAUGCAGACCCCUGCCCACUGGUGAAAGCAUCGACAAUGUGCAUGCGAGCAUCAGAAUUGGACAAAGGAAGGAGCAAUGGAAGAAGGUGGCCUGGACUGACGAAUCGUGUUUUCGUGUUUUGUUCAGUAUGCUCUCGGUAAUAUUCUACUGGGAAACCUUGGGUCCUGGUGCACAAUAAUGCACCAUUCCAAACUGCAAAAAAAUGUUCAGAAAUGAUUUGAGUAACAUGAGAGAGUUUACAGUGUUGAUUUGGCCUUCAUAUUCCCCAAAUCUAGCACCUCUGAAAUGUGCCGCACAAAGUGUGAUCCAAGGAAGCUCCGAUUCACAAAGUUAUAUAUUGCUUACCUUAUGGUGCCAGAUACUGCAGCAUAUUUUAUUCCUCAGUGGAGUCCAUGCCAGAUGGACUUUAUCGAGGCAGAGCCAUUUCGGUGUCACAAGGUGGACCUUGGUUAAUGUUACAGCCGAUCGGCGUAAAUAAGUAUGAAUUAAAGCUGUUUAUUUUGGGAGCAUGCAAGCAACAUGAAGGCAUACAUGAUUUAAUCAUCAAACAGCCUUCCACAAACAAUCAGGCUGCUGCCCUUGUUUUGCACAGAUAUUUUAGAUGAUUUUCAGUUGUACUCCUAAUAUGUAUUGUAAAGUCCAUAUUUAAAUCAAUUUGCUUUGCCCCUUCAUGAAAUAAAAUGUUUACAACGAACCAUACAGCAUCUUGACCAAAUCUUGUCCUGAAUAUUACAAAAUGCUUUGUAUUGUUAUGAAUGCUCAUUUGAAAAGAAUCUAUGGACUAUAAAUGCACCUUAGGAUACUACAUGUCUGUAGUUUUCUGUACUGAGUGUCUGGGAAUGGUUUAUUAAGAUCACUGCGUACAGAAUCAAAUGGUUAUAUUUGUUUAAUAGUCAUCCUUAUUGCUGUUGCACAAAUUAGCUUUUGGAAGUGAUAUUAUUAUUAUUAUUUGGAAGUGAUCUAAUAUUCUUAUUGCAGUUUUGCUGUGAGUAUAAAUUGUCCCAUAUGUGUUGUUGGGCAGGGAAAUAUACUCUAAUAUUCUGAUUGCUCUAGAAAUUAAAAUUGCACUAUUUUCUUGAAUUAAACCUGGCUCU
This is a messenger RNA of Tachysurus vachellii, 3279 nucleotides long. RefSeq names its product taspase, threonine aspartase, 1 (gene tasp1). The record is from RefSeq and is a predicted model, not a curated record. Gene Ontology annotation, biological process: protein maturation. The transcript has 14 exons. NCBI's taxonomy places the organism in Eukaryota, Metazoa, Chordata, Actinopteri, Siluriformes, Bagridae. Gene Ontology annotation, molecular function: threonine-type endopeptidase activity. The coding region runs from base 209 to 1486 and encodes 425 amino acids.